AUGGCCGCGCUUGACAGUGAAGACAGCAACACCGAAAAGCAAGUGAUGUUGAAGCUGACACUAGGUGGGACUUCACUCAACAACACGGGCCGAGCAAUGCGGUGUCAGUAUGCUCUGCUCCGUUAGAUUUCUUCCAAUUAUUCAUCGAUGACAUCCUUCUGACGCUUAUGGAAACGUAAACAAAUAGAUACGGGUCGCAAAAAGAUUCCAGCUUCGUGGACACUAAUAAAGAGGAAUUGAAGAAGUUCAUCGCUCUGUGCAUUCAGAUGGGCAUGCAUUUGCCGGCAAAGUUAUGCCUAGGGGUCGAUUUGAGCAACUGCUGCGCUCUCUUCAUUUCUGUGACAACAGCACACCAGACGGUGACCGACUGUAUAAGAUAAAAGAAUUUGUUGACAUAUUCAAUGGCAAUUGUGAAAGAAAUUUUCAUCCUGGAAAAGAAGUAACCAUAGACGAGUCGCUGGUACCGUUCAGAAGACGUGUUGUUUUCCGGCAGUUAAACCAUCAAAGAAACAUAGAUAUGGUAUCAAGAUUUUCAAACUUUGCACGAGAGGAGGCUACACAUGGAGAUUAAUGACUUACGUGGGCAUAACUACACGUACCGGACCACUUGCGGAUACUGUCGUCUUCCCCAUGAUGAAUGGUCUCUUAGACAGCGGCAGACAGCUCUGUCAGCUCGAUUGGACUCCAAAAAACUUUAAGAGAGAAGAACCCACCUGGUUGCUACUUUGAGAAAGAAUCGUAGCGCGAGCUUCCACCACUCGUGAAAGAGAAGAAAUUAAAACGAGGGAAGCUAUAUUGCCUACAAAAUAUAGAUGGUAUUCUUGUAUGAAGUGGAAGGAUAAGAGAGAUCUUAUGAUGAUAUCAACUUCGCAUGUUGGUGAACGUGGCUCAUCAAACAAACCCAAAGUAGUUGAAGACUACAACAAACUAAAAGGAUUCGUUGAUCAAAGCGAUCAGUUGUCAGCUUACUCUCCAUUUGUGCGUCGUACAACGAAACGGUAUUUGAGAGCUUUCUUUCAUUUUGUCAUGCAAACAGCAGUCGUUAAUUGGUGUAGACUAUUUUGUGACACAAAAGGAACUAUUCAGCUCAAUGAAUUUAAAAUGAUUCUUGUGAAAACUUUACUUCGAGAUAUCUUCAGUGAGCCCUCCUCUCCAAGAACGACUCAUAAAUUGGAAAGAUCUGAGAGCGGCUCGAAAGAAAGCAGGAGAACAUGCACAGGUUGCUACAAGGAACUACGAGAAGAAAAAGGUCGCCCUUAUGCCACGAACCAUGCAAAAAAAGUCUCGUCAAGGUGCAGCAAAUGCCACAAAUACUUCUGUAUGGAAUGUUUCCUAAAUUAUCAUAAGAAGUGCGUGUAA
This is a messenger RNA of Haemonchus placei, 1359 nucleotides long. The record is from the annotation of a GenBank genome assembly. Lineage: Eukaryota; Metazoa; Nematoda; Chromadorea; Rhabditida; Trichostrongylidae.